AUGUUGUUAAUACUUGUAUAAAUAAAACUCAUCUCUCUCAAAUUCAUUUUCAAUUGAAGCUCUCAAAAACUCACACAUUAUUACACCAAUCAAUCUCCACUCUCAUUUUGUCUCUCUUAUCUUAACAAAUUGUUGACAACACAAAACCAAAAAUCCAAAAAAUUUGGGCAACAAUGGAAGGAUAUGUUGACACAAGCAAGGCAGAAAAAGCAGUGUGGUUGAUGAAAUGCCCUGCUGUUGUUUCGCGCGCUCUUCAAUCUUCCUCCAUUCCUAACGAUCUUCCUGUCGCUAAAGUUACCGUUUCUAUCGACCCUCUUUGCUCUAAUACUGAUGCUUCCACCCAGUUCACCAUGGAAUUGUCUGGCACUGAUUUGGGAAAUGUGCCCAAGCGUUUCUCAAUGGAAAUGUCUACAGACAUUGUUCCAAUGUCUGUCUUUUCAGAGUCCCAAGGGAAGGUUUGUGUAGAAGGGAAAAUCUUUAACAAAUUUGAUAUGAGGCCUCACUAUGAUGCGAUUGAGAGCUAUGGGAAACUCUGUCGUGAGCGAACUGACAAAUCCAUGACCAAGACUAGACAGAUUCAGAUGAUUGGCAAUGACAGGCCCAUAGUACCUAUGCCAGGGUUCACACAUGUUCAGGAGAAGAGAAAAGUGGCUGUUAAAGGGUCAGAAACGAAAAGAACAAGGAGGGAUCGUGGAGAGAUGGAAGAGAUUAUGUUCAAACUUUUUGAACACCAACCCAACUGGACACUCAAAGAGUUGAUCCAGAAGACAGAUCAGCCUGAGCAAUUCAUGAAAGACAUACUGAAAGACCUUUGUGUGUAUAACAACAAGGGUGCGAACCAAGGGAGCUAUGAGCUGAAGCCAGAAUACAAGAGAUCCGUUGAAGGAUCAAGUGGUUCAUAGGGUAUUGAUUUCAUCAUUCUUCAUGAAAAACUAAGCUUCAGCUUCGGUUUUUUGCACAUAAUUGCUUCGAAAAUCCAACAAAAACAAAAAGUUCUAUUCCUAGCCGAUGCUGUCCUCUGCAUCUCCUUUCUCACUAAGUGAAUCUUCAAGUAAUUUUGUUUGCACAUAAUAUGUCACGGGAUAUUAAGUAAAAUUGAAACAUGAGAGAUUUUUGGGAAGUGACAAAUUUUGUAUGGUAUCAAGACGUUUAUUCUGUUUCUGAUAUUCUGAAGCCUGGAGUAUUUGAUGCUCCAUUUAAUUGUCUGAAAGUUUUAAUUCUUUGGCUUCUUAAACA
Molecule: messenger RNA, 1236 nt
Organism: Beta vulgaris subsp. vulgaris (sugar beet)
Lineage: Eukaryota; Viridiplantae; Streptophyta; Magnoliopsida; Caryophyllales; Amaranthaceae
Exons: 6
Coding region: 174-902 (242 amino acids)
Biological process (GO): transcription by RNA polymerase II; transcription initiation at RNA polymerase II promoter
Cellular component (GO): transcription factor TFIIF complex
Source: RefSeq, a predicted model, not a curated record